AGUUUAAUUACAAACACAAUAAGCAGUGGACUCGGUUAAUUAAAAAUGGCGCCGAAGAAAAAGGAUAAAAAUAAAAGUACAGUCGGCGAGACAAGUGGGACGGCACCGAAAAAAUGUAAUAUACUUUGUUGGAUCCUUGUGCCUGUUUUUGUUGUAUUCUUGGCUGUAGUUUCAUACAAAUGCUACCAAACACUCACAAGGGUUCCUGACAUGCCAGAAGUUGAGUUGCACAAAUGGUGGGGAGCGAGUGGGAGUAAAGCGGACCUCUCGAUAAGACCGUAUAGGAUUGUAUUUUCCGAUUCUAUGCAAGAGAAUAUCCGCAGAAAAUUCGAGAACUACCGCAGCAUGACUAAAGUGAAGAGUCUGAACGAAACAUCGAGCUACGGUCUGAACUCGGAUGCGGUAGCCCAGAUUUUCGCCCACUGGCAGUUCAAGUACAAAUAUAGGGAGCGUGUUCGAUAUUUGAAUAAAUUUGACCAUUUCAAGACCAAUAUCCAGGGAUUGGAUAUACAUUUUGUGCACGUGAAACCUAAAGCUGGACCAAAUGUUAAGGUGGUCCCGAUACUUCUGUUACACGGCUGGCCGACCUCAGUGCGAGAGUUUUACGAAAUAAUUCCCAAGUUGACGACUGAGAACUCAAGGUACGAUUUCGUGUUCGAAGUCAUCGCUCCCAGCUUACCAGGAUUCAUUUACUCUCAGGCCCCAGUUAGACCUGGUUUGAGUGGUUACGAGAUGGCUGUAGUAAUAAGAAACCUGAUGGUGCGUCUCGGAUUCAAGAAGUUCUAUGUCCACGGUGGUGACAUAGGCCACAUUAUCGGAAGCCACUUAGCUACCAUCUUCCCCGACCAAGUUCUUGGCUUCCAUACCACUUUUCCAAUAAACUUUGACAAGUUCGCCCAAAUGGCGUGGGCUGCGGGCGAAAUAUGGCAGAAUGUUGGAAAUAACAGGCAGCCUUUUAGUAAUAAAUUGGCAAACUUUUUAGAAGAGACUGGCUACCUGCACCUUCAGUCUACGAAACCUGAUACUAUAGGUACGGUUCUCCAAGACUCACCAAUGGGUCUCGCAACGUACAUCAUAGACCGUAUCUUCGCCUUCACGGAUCCCAUCACCAAGGACCUACCUGACGUGGGCCUCUCCACCUUCAACGCCACGGAUCUGAUAGACAACGUCAUGCUGUACUGGAGCACCGGCAGCAUCACCACGUCGCUACGGCUAUUCAAGGAGAACAUCAUGAAUUGCGAGAUUGAACAUACUUUUGCCAGUAUUCCCACAAGUGUCCCUACUUGGGGUCUUCGGACGAACAACGCUCUCGUCCAUCAAUCCGAUACAAUUCUGCAGUGGAAGUUCCAGAACUUUGUUGGAGCGACUAAUCUUGAUGUUGGCGGACAUUUUCCGGCUUUGGAAAUACCUGACCAAGUUGCCGAUGAUAUUUUCAAAGCAGUUCAAAGUUUUCUAAGUUUGUCUAAGCAGAAAUAAACUAAGAAGUAUAUUA
Molecule: messenger RNA, 1492 nt
Organism: Aricia agestis (brown argus)
Lineage: Eukaryota; Metazoa; Arthropoda; Insecta; Lepidoptera; Lycaenidae
Gene: Jheh-lp4
Product: juvenile hormone epoxide hydrolase-like
Exons: 7
Coding region: 46-1476 (476 amino acids)
Biological process (GO): epoxide metabolic process
Molecular function (GO): epoxide hydrolase activity
Source: RefSeq, a predicted model, not a curated record